Molecule: messenger RNA, 897 nt
Organism: Bactrocera tryoni
Lineage: Eukaryota; Metazoa; Arthropoda; Insecta; Diptera; Tephritidae
Exons: 1
Coding region: 30-797 (255 amino acids)
Molecular function (GO): oxidoreductase activity
Source: RefSeq, a predicted model, not a curated record
GCGCCGAUCCACUCUACACAGUCGUUCCAAUGAGUUUUAGCGGAAAAGUUGUAAUUGUAACUGGUGCCAGUUCGGGCAUUGGUGCUGUCACCGCCGAGGCAUUCGCGAAACGUGGCGCUAAAGUCGUGCUUGUCGGUCGUAAUAUCGCGAAUUUAAAAACAACUGAAACAGCCUGCAAGGCAGCCAAUCCCAAUGCCGAGCUGCUGCUCAUAGCCGCCGAUGUCACCGUAGAUGCAGAGCGCAUUAUCAACUCAACGCUGGAAAAGUUCGGCAAAUUGGAUGUGUUGGUCAAUAACGCGGGCAUUUUGGCUUACGGCAACAUCUUAGACAUAGAUGUAGAGCAAUUUGACUCAAUACUUAAUACAAAUUUACGCGCUGUCUUCCUGCUCACGAAACUGGCAGCGCCGCAUCUCAUCAAGACACAAGGCAAUAUUGUGAAUGUCUCGAGUAUCAAUGGUUUACGCGCCUUCCCCAACGCCUCAAGCUAUUCCACCUCCAAGGCGGCUCUUGAUCAGUUCACCAGAUGUAUCGCCUUGGAUUUGGCAGCGAAGAAUGUCCGUGUGAAUGCCGUAAAUCCCGGUGUUGUGGUAACGAAUAUUCAUACACGCGCCGGCUUAACGAAGGAGCAAUAUGCGAAUCACUUACGACGUGCUAAGGAGACCCACGCGCUCGGACGUGUGGGCACGACUAAAGAGAUAGCCGAUACCAUUGCAUUUUUGGCCAGUGACGAGGCUUCAUUCAUCACCGGUGCCACAGUGCCCGUCGAUGGCGGCAAGCAUGCUAUGUGUCCACGUUAAGUAAUCGUAAUAAUAAACAUAAGAUAAUCCAAAUAUUUGUAGUAAAACUUGUAUACAUUUCUUGUACAAUAAAAUUAUAAGGGUAUGGUUUGAAAGUCUA